Messenger RNA from Odontomachus brunneus, 2283 nucleotides. Its product is annotated as juvenile hormone-binding protein-like. The transcript has 3 exons. The coding region runs from base 94 to 843 and encodes 249 amino acids. Lineage: Eukaryota; Metazoa; Arthropoda; Insecta; Hymenoptera; Formicidae. The record is from RefSeq and is a predicted model, not a curated record.
GCAAUUCGCGAAGAACAGUCUAGAGCCGCGUUUUCCAUCAUCAAGACUGUUAUCGUUAUCGCGUCGAAAAAUAUCGAUUUUCGUGCAAGGCCAAUGUCCAACCGAGACAAAAUGUUCGCCGCAACUCUUGUCUUGGCGUUUGUCGUAGCGCACGUCGCAGCGGAAAUACCCUCCUAUAUUCACGUAUGUGGACGUAGAAACCCGAAUAUCGAUGAGUGCAUUUUGAAGAACGUUGAAAAUUUGAAGAGUAAAAUAUGCGAGGGUAUACCAGAGCUCAGCGUUAAACCGAUCGAGCCAAUGCACAUCAAGAGAAUUGAAGUCUUCAACGCAGACAACUCUAAGCUAUUCUUGAAUGACAUGUACAUUACAGGACUCUGUAAUUACGAUAUAAAGUUUUUUCACAUGAACUUCGAGAAGCUGCACUUCGACGUUGAUCUCGAAUUCAAGCGAAUCAAUAUAAGCACAAUAUAUGACCUCAACGCGAACAUAAUAGUGAAUAUUGCUAUGAAGGGACCGAUUCAUAUUACUACAGAUAAUGUAUCAGCGAAAGCGGGUAUUGAUCUCAACGUGACAAACAAAGACGGCAAGGAACACGUAUACGUGUCGAAUAUGAAUCUGGAUCUUGAUAUCAAAGGAUACGAGGUGGACUUAAGUUCGUUUAGCGAUACGCAAUUAAAUCAAAUGCGAAAGAUCGGUGAGACCUUUGCUAUCCAGAGCCGACAGGAAAUCAUCAAGGUGAUAAAGCCGAUCAUAGAGAAGAUCGUUAUAAAACAUAUCCUUAACUUUUCCAACGAGAUAGUCAAAAACUUCACUUUCGACGAGCUGUUCCCCGAUAGAGCAUAAUGCUGCAAUUCUAAGCAAAUAUAUGAGUAAAUCAUAAAAUCGUAAAGUCGUAGCUUACGAAUCAAUCGUAAUGUUGGUAAAAUUCACAAACCGUAACUUUAUUGACAACUUCUAAUUAGUUGUAAGAUUUACGAGAAAUCGUAGAUAUUUACGAAUUAUCGUAUGACAUACAGUCCGCAUAGAAUUGCAAAUCUACUCAUAAGUUCUUACGAGUCUUACGAGAACAAAUUACGAGUUUUACGGUUUUAUCUAGAAUUUCAGUAUAAAUCACUUGGUUAUUGCGAUAGAGAUUUCGUUAUAAGAAUUGGGUUACGCUUGUAUAUCGAUAACAUAUUGUGAGAGAGAGAAAGUAAGAGAGAGAGAGAGAGAGGACGAGAGAGAGAAAGAAAGAAAAACAAAUUGAAUCAUUGCUGAUCCUUAAAUAAAAAAAAAAACUUGCUUGAAAGAACAGCAAAUAAAUACAAGUUACCUUAGACUAACAUCCAGUCAUCAAUCUUUUGCAACCACUUUUAACAGACUAUCCGUACAUGUCUGAAGUAAAUAUGAUCUCAAAGGAUCAAAUCCUUUAACUGUAUUACUUAAAUAAAUACACAGCAGUGGUCCCCCUCUAGCCGUUAAAUAACACUCGCGCGAGCGUCGCAACAUUGCAACACUACGAGAAAUCGCGGAAGUUAUAUCAGACCACGUAGUGACAUAUAGCUUGCGUUGCUUUCGGCGGAAAGAAAUCUCGGCAAGUCCGACACGCGCGAUGCAUUUCGCUCUUGAUUAUAAAGUUCAGUUAUAUGGUCAAUCAUACCUGACAACUCGAGGCGAGCUGCACUGCGUUGCAGUGAACAUAAGUCGGAAACGAACGAUUGAAAGCAGUCGACUGUUUUUGUGCCGAUCCGCGUGAUGCAAUUCGUUUUUUAUACGGUCACUUAAAUGCAGGAUAAUUAAAAGCAAUGAUAUUCACACAUACCAUGCGCGCGUGCACACACACAGACAAGACAGACAAGACAGACACACAAUAACGUUAUGUUUAAUCUUCGAUGUUUGUGUAUCUUGUUAUCCUUGCGAACCAUUGCUAGCGACUACUCGUUCCGUUAUUGUAAGCAUUUCAUGAAGAACAGGAAGAUAUUUCUCUUUCACCUGGACUUGGCUCCAUCGACGUGGCUUCCGCUCCGUUAAUUCCGUAUCGUGAACCCACAAAGUAGGUUGGUAAUUAUUAGCAUCCCGAGUAAUUAUUGGUAUCUCCAAGAUUCUGGAGAAUGAUGUGCGAUAAGACUACAUUUACGAAGGUAAAUACAGCUCGUGACUCAUGGACUUACGGAGAGAGCACGGAUUUUGAUUAUGCAUUGGAGAUAUUGUGACAUUAUUAGCUGAUUAGCAUAUCACGGUUGCGACAAAACUUAAAAUACGGUUGCGACAAGCGCAUAAAAUAGAAUAAAUAUGUUUCUGUGA